This is a messenger RNA of Aspergillus glaucus CBS 516.65, 1710 nucleotides long. Its product is annotated as WD40 repeat domain-containing protein. The transcript is spliced from 5 exons. Gene Ontology annotation, biological process: carbon catabolite repression of transcription. Gene Ontology annotation, cellular component: cell tip; nucleus; cell division site. Bases 1 to 1710 code for a protein of 569 amino acids. NCBI's taxonomy places the organism in Eukaryota, Fungi, Ascomycota, Eurotiomycetes, Eurotiales, Aspergillaceae. Gene Ontology annotation, molecular function: protein binding. The record is from RefSeq and is a predicted model, not a curated record.
AUGCCAGUGCCGGUUGUCGAAACGAACAAUGUCAUCAGCCAUCCUGAGGAUGGAUGUCCGUUGCAAGUGGGAGAAGGAACAUACCACCUCAGAGAUGACCUACACCUAGCGACUCCCCCUCCACAUCCUUCCGAGGCGCCUGUUCUAAACCCUAAUCCUCUUGCGACUGGUCCAACACCGCCAACGUCGGGGGUUAAGCUGUCUCUGGUCAAUGUCAAUAACGCCAAAAAGAAUCACCCAUUUGCUUCGAAAGAGAACGUCAUGGCCCCGGUUUUUGGAGAAGGAACCCCUGCGCUUGUCCCUCCGGCUACUAAAGAUUCCCUAAAGAGGCGGAAACCGAAGAACAAUAUCAUCAAGAGCAGCUCUUCGUUUGUUUCGCGCGUCAUCACCCAUGAGUCCAUUACGAAGAAACUGAACGAUCGAAAUCCGGAUGGUCUUUUUGCCUUUGCGAACAUCAAUCGUGCAUUCCAAUGGCUGGAUCUCAGUUCCGAAAAGAAAGAAGAAUCCCUCGCCAAGAUCCUCUUUACCAAGGCGCAUAUGUUGUGUCACGACGUUAACGAGAUGACCAAGAGCCCGAGUCACGUCGAUAUCGUUAUGGGUUCAUCAGCUGGCGAUAUUAUUUGGUACGAACCCAUUUCGCAACGUUACGCGCGCAUCAACAAAAACGGCUGCAUCAACAAUUCCCCGGUUACUUACAUCAAAUGGAUACCCGGAUCGGAAAACUUGUUCAUGGCUGCGCAUUCAAACGGACAGCUGGUGGUCUACGAUAAAGAGAAGGAAGAUGCUCCUCUCACUUCGGAGCCUGGUAGUCUCGCAGAGGAAUUCGUGAAAUCAUCUGGUCGACAGCCGAUGCAAAUACUCAAGUCGGUCACCUCGAGGAACCAAAAGACCAAUCCCGUCUCGCUAUGGAGGUUAGCUGGUCAUAAGAUCUGCCAGUUUGCAUUCUCGCCUGACCGUCGACACCUGGCUGUCGUUCUUGAAGAUGGUUCAUUGCGAGUCAUGGAUUACUUGAAGGAAGAAGUUCUAGACAUCUUCCGUAGCUACUAUGGUGGCUUGAUCUGUGUUUGCUGGUCGCCCGACGGCAAAUACGUCGUGACCGGUGGCCAGGACGAUCUGGUCACAAUCUGGUCAUUCCCGGAGCGCAAGAUCAUCGCAAGAUGCCAGGGCCACAACUCCUGGGUGUCCGCGGUAGCAUUUGACCCCUGGCGAUGCGAUGAAAGGACAUACCGAUUCGGAAGCGUCGGUGACGACUGCAGACUUCUCCUAUGGGAUUUCAACGUUGGCAUGCUGCACCGUCCCAAAGCGCACCAAGCGAACCCUCGUCAGCGCACGAGUAUGGUCGCACCCAGUGUGCACCAUGUCCGUCAUCGCGCAGAUAGCACAGGGAACCGCGUGAGGUCUGAUUCUCAGCUCACAUCAGACACCCAUGAUAGCGUAGACCAGACUGUCCGACAUCAGGUCGAGCCUAGGUCACGGACCGGUCUAUUGCCACCGAUUAUGUCUAAGAUCGUUGGAUCCGAUCCGAUCUGCUGGCUAGGCUUCCAAGAAGACUGCAUCAUGGCUUCCUCUCUCGAAGGCCACAUCCGCACCUGGGACCGACCCCGAGAAAACGUCAACGAGAAUCACCACGGCUAUUCCUCAUCCCCAGCUAUCAGCGCUACCGCCACCAGGUCAGGAUCUGGACCUGGUGAAUCGGGUAACUGGAUUUGA